CAGCAUGAGCGUCAUGAUUAAGUUCGCCAUGCUUCCCCACUAACGAAAUCAUCACAAAUGGCAGUUGGAAUCGAUUGCUUUCCUAUAGCCAGACUUUACGUCCCAUCAUUCACAUGCAAUAGAUCUUUGCUUCCUAUAAAUCUUGGUCCUCUUCCUCAAGGAUCCUCCCAUCCUGCACUAGGCAUGAUGAAGCUGCCGGCGAUCCUCACCCUCCUCAUCGUUGCUCCGGUCCUCCUGGGUCCGGCGCGGGCGGCGUCGCCGGUGACUUGCAACCCGAUGGAGUUGAGCUCAUGCGCCGGAGCAAUACUGACAUCCGCGCCGCCCACCGCCACCUGCUGCAGCAAGCUCAAGGAGCAGCGGCCCUGCUUCUGCCAGUACCAGCAGAAUCCCAACCUAAGAGGCUACAUAAACUCCGACAACAGCAAGAAAGUUUCCAAGUCAUGCGGCGUUCCGAUCCCAGCAUGUUGAUAGUGUAGUAGUAAAUAAGAUGAAGUUGAUAUCUAAUCUGUGUGUCUGUGUGAAGGUCUUCUGCUUGAACAGGUGCUGUGAGUUUGGCUUGAUGAUGUAGCUUCCGAGUGGGGGUUUUUAGUUGUCGAUCUGUAUGAUGUCUUUGAAGUGAUGCUUGAGACUAAGAAUCUCGUCACCUCAGGUUAGUCAGCAAAGCUCAACAAAGAUGAAAUCUCAGAUUCUUGAAA
Zingiber officinale is the source of this 695-nucleotide messenger RNA. RefSeq names its product non-specific lipid-transfer protein 2-like. The transcript has a single exon. The record is from RefSeq and is a predicted model, not a curated record. The coding region runs from base 58 to 468 and encodes 136 amino acids. NCBI's taxonomy places the organism in Eukaryota, Viridiplantae, Streptophyta, Magnoliopsida, Zingiberales, Zingiberaceae. Gene Ontology annotation, biological process: lipid transport.